Messenger RNA from Ilex paraguariensis (yerba mate), 2214 nucleotides. The record is from the annotation of a GenBank genome assembly. Lineage: Eukaryota; Viridiplantae; Streptophyta; Magnoliopsida; Aquifoliales; Aquifoliaceae.
AUGAAGAGGGUGAAAAGUGAACUUCCUGGUGUAAGGAGGUUCAAAUUGUCACAUGUUUUGUUGGGUUUAGCUGCAUUUUACUUGAUCUUUAUUUGCGUCAAGUUCCCCGAAUUUUUUGAGAUUGCAACUGCUUUAACUGGCGAUGAUACAAAUGUGAGGAUGGACGAAUCCUCAGUUGGGGAUGACGAAGAUGGAGAAUUAAGCAAAACAAUUUUAGGUUCUUUUUAUAAGGAUACAUAUCCCAGGAGAUCUUUGGAUAGUGAAAACCAAAAUGCGCCAUUGAUGCCCCGAGAAGAAGCAUUAGAAGAGAAAAAAGGAGGGUUGCGGUCCAUCAAACCUCUUCAGCAUCAUUAUGGUCGGAUAACGGGUGAGAUUAUGAGGAGAAGGAAUAAGACUAGUGACUUGUCAGUAAUGGAGAGAAUGGCGGACGAGGCUUGGACAUUAGGCUUGAAGGCGUGGGAAGACGUGAAUAAAUAUGAUGAAAAGGAGAUUACAAUGAGUUCCAUUUUUGAGGGGAAGCCCGAGUCAUGUCCUUCAUGGGUAUCAAUGGAUGGAGAAGAAUUGGAUAGGGCAGACCAUCUUAUGUUCCUUCCUUGUGGACUUGCUGCAGGUUCUUCAAUUACGGUGGUGGGAACACCCCAUCAUGCUCAUCAGGAGUAUGUGCCUCAGCUUGCCAAAUUGAGGAAAGGUGAUCCCUUGGUUUUAGUGUCGCAGUUUAUGGUUGAAUUGCAAGGGUUGAAGUCUGUGGUUGGGGAGGAUCCACCAAAGAUUCUGCAUCUGAAUCCUCGAUUGAGAGGAGAUUGGAGCCAUCGACCUGUAAUUGAGCAUAAUACCUGCUAUAGGAUGCAAUGGGGGGCAGCUCAAAGGUGUGAUGGUUCACCAUCUAAGAAUGAUGAUGACACGCUUGCAGUUGAUGGAUAUUUGAGAUGUGAAAAGUGGAUGCGGAAUGAUAUAGUGGAUUCAAGAGAGUCCAAGACAACUUCGUGGUUUGAGCGAUUCAUAGGGCGUGCAAAGAAACCUGAAGUCACAUGGCCGUUUCCUUUUGUGGAGGACAGAAUGUUUGUUCUAACUCUUCGUGCUGGUAUUGAUGGAUACCAUCUAAAUGUUGGGGGUCGGCAUGUGACUUCAUUCCCAUAUAGAAUGGGAUUUAGUCUUGAAGAUGCAACAGGAUUGGCAGUUAAAGGUGAUGUGGAUGUCCAUUCCAUUUAUGCUACCUCUUUGCCAACCUCUCAUCGAAGUUUUUCACCUCAGAGAGUGUUAGAGAUGUCUGAGGAGUGGAAAUCUUGUCCUUUGCCAACAAGUCCUAUUCAACUUUUUAUCGGGGUUCUCUCUGCUACCAAUCACUUUGCGGAACGCAUGGCAGUUAGAAAAACAUGGAUGCAGUCUGCAGCAAUCAAGUCCUCAAAUGUAGUAGUCCGUUUCUUUGUUGCACUGGAAAUACUUGGAAUUGCUGGCUAUAGGCUACUGUUGUGUUUUUAUGAGGGUGAUGAUAUAAAGAUAAAACUAGGAAGGGACUUGGAUAUUGAAGAAAUGAUGAAAUUCUGGUAUAGGAUGGAGUUUCUCUAUGGUGAUGCGGCAUUAGUGGAUGGCACUCAGGGGAAUCCAAGAAAGGAGGUGAAUGCAGUUUUGAAGGAGGAGGCUGCUUACUUUGGUGAUAUUGUAAUUUUGUCAUUUAUGGAUCGCUAUGAGCUAGUGGUUCUUAAAACUAUUGCCAUCUGUGAGUUUGGGGUUCAAAAUGUAACAGCUGCAUACAUCAUGAAAGGUGAUGAUGACACUUUCAUAAGGGUGGAUACCAUUUUGAAAGAAAUUGAAGGCGUCUCUACUACGAGUUCCUUGUAUAUGGGCAAUCUCAACAUCUUGCAUCGACCUCUCAGAAGUGGGAAAUGGGCAGUCACUUAUGAGGAGUGGCCAGAAGACAUAUAUCCUCCAUACGCCAAUGGGCCGGGAUAUAUAAUUUCCAGUGAUAUUGCCAAAUACAUAGUCUCUCAACAUGUCAGUCAAAGCCUGAGGCUAUUCAAGAUGGAGGAUGUGAGCAUGGGAAUGUGGGUUGAGCAAUUCAACAGCUCCCAAUUGGUCCAGUACUCCCACAACUGGAAGUUUUGUCAAUAUGGGUGCAUGGAGAACUACUACACUGCACAUUAUCAAUCCCCAAGACAGAUGUUGUGCCUGUGGGACAAUUUGUUGGGGGGUCGGGCUCGCUGCUGCAACUUUUAG